Molecule: messenger RNA, 2835 nt
Organism: Centropristis striata (black sea bass)
Lineage: Eukaryota; Metazoa; Chordata; Actinopteri; Perciformes; Serranidae
Product: toll-like receptor 13
Exons: 4
Coding region: 1-2835 (944 amino acids)
Biological process (GO): immune response; toll-like receptor signaling pathway; inflammatory response
Cellular component (GO): membrane
Molecular function (GO): transmembrane signaling receptor activity; protein binding
Source: RefSeq, a predicted model, not a curated record
AUGAGAAAUCAGUUAUUUCAACACCGUUUCCUCUUCCUCCUGUCCGUCAUGCUUCCUGUUAACCUCCUGCUAGCUUACUCACUGAAGAACUGCUCCGUCAGUUAUUCUAAUAAUGUAACUCGGGUCGAGUGUUCAGGUCGUGACCUCGCUGCGGUUCCUCAUGACGUUCCCAAAGACGCAGUUUCUCUAAACCUCGGCUCAAACCACAUUUUAAAGAUAAAACGGACCGAUUUGAGCAGAUUAUUGAAGCUUGAAUAUUUACAAAUUGGAAAUAACUGGAUUUUGCGUAUAGAUGAUGGAGCUUUUGCCGACUUGGAGUUAAAACAACUGGACCUGAGCUCAAACAGUAUCAGAAACCUGACGGACAACAUGUUUCAGGGACUUGGGAAAUUAACUAAUUUGUCUCUGGAGAGGAACCAGAUCUCGGACAUCUCGCCGCUCGCCUUCCGCUCCCUGAUCAGCUUAGAGCAGCUAAUUCUGACCAACAACCACCUGCACCGGAUGACAGAUCUUGUGCCGAUCUUACAGCUACCAAACUUAAACAAUCUGAUCCUCGACUUUAACAAGUUUGUCUCUUUUCAGACGGACGACCUGCCUCUUAACAAAUCGAACCUCCGGAUGUUGAGCAUGUUCGGGGGUCGACUGACCAAGUUCAGCAUCACCAGAGACGUGUUUCCUCGUCUUCAGUCCGUCAGUUUAACGGCAGUUGACGGCUUUGAGUGGGACGUACCGGAGCCGGAGUUCCUGCGGAGCCUCAACACUCUGCGGUUGAAUGAAUCGGACGUUAGUUGCGGGACGUAUCGAGAGAUGCUGACGAGUCUUCGCUCAGUGAAGGAACUGUCGCUGAGCUUUGUGAAGAAUCAGCGAGACAGACAUCUGGUGUCCAUCGCCUGCCAAACUCCGGCUCUGACAAGUCUUGAUUUGAGCGGAAAUUACUUUGUCAGCAUAAACAGAACACUUCUGCUGUCCUGCUCUCAACUUACUGAUCUGGAUUUAUCCAAUAAUCACCUGGAAGAGCUGGAAGAGCUUUCACUCAGAUCCAUGAUGAAGCUCAGACGUCUAGACUUAAGAGAGAACUGGCUGUCCAGAGUCCCGCUGGGCGUCGGCGGCGUCUCAACACUUAAGAUCCUGGAUCUGAGCGUGAACGCCAUCAGCGCGUUGGGCUGCUCCGACUUUAGAAAACUGACAAGGUUAGAAAAACUCUUUCUCAACCACAAUCGCAUUGCAACACUCAAGGGGUGUGUUUUUCGAAAUCUGAAUGAGUUGAAAGUUCUAAAUGUUGGAGAAAACGGAGUUCAUACGCUCACUGAUUUCUUCAAAGUCAAUUUAAAGAAACUAAAAGUUUUGGAUUUGACCAGGAAUACUUUGAAGCACAUCAAAACAGGCGACUUCAGGAACCUCCACUCCCUCCGCUCGUUGUACUUGGAAUCAAAUACAUUUUACGUGACUCAAAAACGAGCUUUUGAAGGACUGAACAGCCUUAAAACUCUUGUUGUUACACCGUUUUUUUACAACAUGUCUUACAGAGGGAUUUUUAGAGAACUACAUCAACUAAAAAGACUUAAACUUCAUCUCACGUCGUCAUCGUCAUAUAAAUGUUCUCUUCAAAAGACUGAAACACAGUUUUCAGUUUUUCCGUUACCUUUCCUGAAGAGCCUUCAAAUUAAAAGUUACGAUUGGCGUCAUGAAAUCUCUCCAGAUUUCCUAAACGGUCUGAAGUCUUUGGAGGACUUUGCAGCAGAGAAAUUCUUCGUAGAAUCACCUCAUCGAGACUCGUUUAAAUACACUCCUCACCUGACGAGUCUUCAGAUAACACAGAGUAAACUACAAGACUUCAACCCUGAACUGUUUCAGCCGAUCCCAAACCUGCAGACUCUUAAUAUUUCCAAUAACAAGCUCAGAUCUUUAGAUUUUCUGAGGCAGGUCAAGCUCUCUGCUCUCACCCGGUUAACUCUGAGAGACAAUGAGAUCACAGUGAUCGACGAGUCCGUCUUCCAGUCUCUCCCUGCUCUAACAUACCUGGACCUGUCCGGUAACCCUUUCACUUGUGACUGCUCCAACGCCGGAUUCAUCCAGUGGGCGAAGAACAACAACCAAACUCUGGUUGAUAACGGACAUCAGUACGACUGUGCCUUUCCUGCGGCUCAACGGGGGAGAAAGCUGCUGGACUUUGACGUCCAGUCCUGUUGGACAGACUAUGGCUUCCUCUGCUUUGUUUCCAGCACCUGUCUGACUUUACUCACUCUCCUCACGUCCUUCACCUACCACUUCCUGAGGUGGCAGCUGGCCUACACCUUCCACCUCUUCCUGGCCUUCCUCUACGACAGCAGGAAGAGGAAGAAGGGCGCCGCUCAUCAGUACGACGCCUUCAUCUCCUACAACGUUCACGACGAGGCCUGGGUCUACAGGGAGAUGCUUCCUGUGCUGGAAGGAGAGCAGGGCUGGAGACUGUGUCUGCACCACCGAGACUUCCAACCAGGUAAGCCCAUCGUGGAGAACAUCACAGACGCCAUCUACGGCAGCAGGAAGACCAUCUGUGUGAUCAGCCGGCGCUACCUGCAGAGCGAGUGGUGCUCCAGAGAGAUCCAGAUGGCCAGCUUCCGUCUGUUCGACGAGCAGAAGGACGUGUUGAUCCUGCUGUUUCUGGAGGACAUCCCGGCCCGCCAGCUGUCUCCGUACCACCGCAUGAGGAAGCUGGUGAAGAGACGCACCUACCUGAGCUGGCCGCUGGCCGGCCGCCACACGGGAGUCUUCUGGCAGAACGUCCAGAGAGCUCUGGAGACGGGGGACGCUCCCACCGAGACCCCCAACCUGCUCGCUCCCGUCCAACUUUAA